Molecule: messenger RNA, 4425 nt
Organism: Silurus meridionalis
Lineage: Eukaryota; Metazoa; Chordata; Actinopteri; Siluriformes; Siluridae
Gene: sik2b
Product: salt-inducible kinase 2b
Exons: 15
Coding region: 432-3086 (884 amino acids)
Biological process (GO): protein phosphorylation; microtubule cytoskeleton organization; intracellular signal transduction
Cellular component (GO): cytoplasm
Molecular function (GO): protein serine/threonine kinase activity; tau-protein kinase activity; ATP binding
Source: RefSeq, a predicted model, not a curated record
AAAUACCCCCCUUCGGCUCUGACGUCAAUGCACGUCAGCAGAGACAACACGAUGCCUCCUGCGAGUCAGCUCGCGCACUGGCGCUCAUGAGAGCUGCAAUAUUAUAGCGCUAUUGUAUCGGUGUGUGUGUGGGGAGAAAGAGAGUUGCAGAAGAUGUGUGCGUGUUAGACUGUUUUUUUUUUGGCCUGACACGUCGCACUUGUCCCCCCCUAAAAAAAAAAAAAAAAUUGUUUUUUUUUUACCCCCAAACAAUUUCUCUCGCGCUUUAGUUCGGCUACGGCGGCUGACCGCGGUCAAAAGUGCGCUCGCGACUCGAUCCUGUUCCUAAAGGCAUGCGUAUGGGUUUCACGGCUGGCGGCUCGGUGCGUUGCGUCCUCACCGGCGUUCCGACUCGUGGCUGAAAGUCCGUGGCGUCCCUCCGGAAAGAAAGCAUGGUCAUGGCUGACAGCGAGCCGAAAGCGGCGCUCCGCGGGCCGGUGCGUGUGGGUUUCUACGACAUCGAGCGCACGCUCGGCAAGGGAAACUUCGCCGUGGUCAAACUGGCCAGGCACCGGAUCACCAAAAGUGAGGUGGCUAUAAAGAUCAUAGACAAGACCCAGCUGGACUCGGUAAACCUGGAGAAGAUCUACCGCGAGGUGAAGAUCAUGAAAAUGCUGGACCACCCACAUAUCAUCAAGCUGUAUCAGGUCAUGGAGACCAAGAAUAUGCUCUACUUGGUGACAGAGUAUGCCAAAAAUGGGGAAAUUUUUGACUACCUGGCCAAGCACGGACGGCUGAGUGAGCCUGAAGCUCGUCGCAAGUUCUGGCAGAUCUUGUCUGCAGUGGAAUAUUGCCACAACGGCAACGUUGUACACCGGGACCUGAAAGCUGAGAACCUGCUCCUAGACGGACACAUGAACAUCAAGAUUGCAGAUUUUGGCUUUGCAAACUUCUUCCAGCCGGGAAAGCCUUUGGCCACAUGGUGUGGCAGUCCCCCAUAUGCUGCCCCUGAAGUGUUUGAAGGACAGCAGUAUGAAGGACCACAGCUAGACAUCUGGAGUUUAGGGGUGGUCCUUUACGUGCUGGUGUGUGGCGCCCUGCCUUUUGAUGGUCCCUCCCUGCCUGUGUUAAGGCAGCGUGUGUUAGAAGGCCGCUUCCGAAUCCCAUACUUCAUGACUGAAGACUGUGAGCAUCUGAUCCGAAGGAUGCUGGUGUUGGACCCAUCCAAGCGUCUCUCGGUGGCUCAGAUUAAGGAGCACAAGUGGAUGGUGCUGGAGGUUCCCAUACAGAGACCCCUCCUCUACCAGCAGUCCAGCUCGAACGAGGACUACGCCGGACUGGGAGUGUACAGCGAGCAGGUGCUGAGGCUCAUGCACAGCCUCGGCAUCGACCAGCACAAGACUGUAGAGUCUCUCCAGAACAAAAGCUAUAACCACUUUGCUGCAAUUUACUACCUGCUGGUGGAGAGACUGCGAGCACACCGAUCCAGUUUCCCCGUGGAGCCCCGUCUGGACGCUCGCCAGCGCAGACCCAGCACCAUCGCCGAUCAGACCAUGGUGAAGUCGGGCAGCGGCGCUCCCCAGGUGAGCCUGAUGCCCCAGAAUGUGCAUCUGCUGCGCUCGCUGGCUGUGCCUCAGGCCGGCGCUGACUCCUACGCCUACCCACAAUCCUCCUGUGCGCCUGAUCACAGCCUCAUGGAGGAGGAGGUGGGAACUCCCAAAGUGGACGGCUGCAUGCUGGACCCUCUGCCUCCGGUGGUUGUGCGGAAAUCCAGCACGUCAUCCCCUAGUAACAUGAUGGAGACGUCUAUAGAUGAAGGCAUCGAGACGGAGGACCCGGACGCCGAAGAAGAAGCCGCGCACGCUUUCAACGCUUACCAGACGGCACGCUUUGGCCAGCGCAGACACACGCUGUCCGAGGUCACCAACCAACCCGGAGCGCUGAGCAGCGCAGGGAAGCUGUUCUCAUUGGGCAGCAUGGACUCUGAGUACGACACGGGCUCGAUGCACAGUGACCUGAGCCUGCUGGAUGACGCGUCCCCCAAUAACAAAGCGGUUCUAGCCAAUGCGUCCAUCAGCCGCGUGAAUCCCCCCUUCAUCAGCCGCGUGACUCUGCCCAACCCGGCCAUGCACAUGCUGAGCUCACAGAGGAGAGAAACUCACAACCGCUCACCCGUCAGCUUCCGCGAGGGACGUCGCGCAUCCGAUACCUCACUCACACAAGGUAUGGUGGCAUUUCGGCAGCAUCUACAAAACCUGGCUCGCGCGAAAGGCAUCCUGGAGCUCAACAAGGUUUAUGAGCAGAUGGGCUCCGGGGAGAAUCCCUCACUAGGACCGUUCAGCCCUCAGACACACCCACACAACCCUCUGGAUCCCUUACUGCAGGGAGGUGGAUGUCAUCAGCAUGACAUGGCCUUGUACUCAGGUGGCCCUUCAAUGUCUAGGAGACAGAGUCUGGAGCCACAAUAUCCCUCACACAGGAUACCGAAAGCGAACCUGAUGGCAAGCCCCGGGAGCUGCCAUAUGUUCUGUAAAGAGACGCCUCGCAGCCUGGAACAGCAGCUGGCCGAGCACAGUCUGUGUCCCCCCAGGUUGCAGCAGAAGAGACUGUAUCUUCAGAAGCAGUCUCAAAUGCAGGCAUAUUUUAACCAGAUGCACAUAGUGGACGGGUCGUAUGCAUCUUGCACACCAAUAAGCCACCAGGACUCUCAGGCUCAGAGCGCGAUUUCACACCAGCAGCUAAAUACACAGCCUUAUAGUCCCAUGAUGGAGCCUGGCAGCGACGCCCUGACAUAUGAUCCCUACCUGCGUCAUUACCCCCACCUGCAGCACUCCGCUCUUGCCCCUGGUAUACCCCCCCAGCUGCAGAGUCAGCAGCCCUACAGCUUCCAAUCGCAUGAGCCAGGCCUUUGCCAGCUGGGUGAGGUUCUGUACCAGGAACCCCACGAUCCCCCGCUAGAACCCGGUCAGCCUCCUCCUCUAUGCGCAGAAGCACGGGUGCCAAAUCCAGUACCGGGGUACGAAGGCCUCAAAGUGGCAGACGCUUUUGCAGACAGUGAGAUGAUGGAGACGGUGGACUCCCAGCAUGGCUUCGUGCUGGUCAAGUAGACCCCAAUCGAUUGCGAGCGGUACACAGUAUUACCUGAUGAUUUUGGAGAAUGGAGAAAAAAGGAUCCAGGUGACCAAGUAAAAAAAUUGAACUUUUCCGGUCGUUAUUCUUUCGUUUUUUUUCCAACCUGAAUCCCUCCAGAACUCCGCGGCGUCCACCCAAGAAAAAAGUGAUGGGAGCUGGAUGUUGGUGGAACUGUGAAGGCUCUCUCGUUAUCCUGGACUGACGGACGGCCACGUGGGAGGUUUUGUGUAGCGAUACCCGGCAGAGAUACACCGAGUGGAGCCCGGGCGAGAACUCCAGCCAUGUUUGGUAUUGACAUAGAACCGUUUCGCUCUCGUCACCUUUUUAGUUUCGCGGAUCGUCUAAGAGGACGAAACCCGAUACGCACGCUUGUAAAGUGCAGUGUUAGAAGUCCUACAGCAAUACCGAAGCAAUAGAAUCAUGCUGGAUCGAACAAAGCCAUACUUCGGGGGAACAAGGGUGCAGUUCAGACAUUGGGUCGGCGGAUCAAACGACUCGCCCGGUGUCGCAGCCCACUUUUGGUUUCAUCCCGCGAUCCGUCAGUGGACGUUCUAUGUAUCCUGUAGUAUCAUUACUUGCUGGUAGAAACGGCGCAGAAAUGAACUCGCCACUGUUUUAUUACAGCAAAGAUGCAACAGCAGAUGAAUCACAAGAUAUCCUUCUUAUGCUGUCGAUUAACAGGGAGGAGCCGCAGGACUUUACCUUCUGGCUAUGUCGCCCCCCCCCCGAGCGCAGUGUUUUCCAUUGAACUCCUCCAUUUGCGAUAGACACUACACGGAGAUCAGAAGGACGGUGUUUGUAGAAAAGGUUUCAGUGGAAAAUUGUAGUCAUUUAACACUGGAUUGUGGCCAACAGAUCAUUCAUUGUUUUUUCAGCACUCAGCAAAUCUACUUGAAUAGGAUACGUAAUUACCGAAAUCUGUUAUAUAGGAAAAAGAAGAAGAACUGUUCUUUCCAUCAUAAUCAUGAAGCACUUUUUUUGUGAUUUUUGUUUGGGGGGGGGGUUUCCCUCCCAAGGAAGCAAAAGGAAAUGUAGCGAAUGUGGAUGUAGCAGUCCAACCUGCUCGUUUAGUCCUGUCAACCAAAACGCAAUAGACUUCCAAUCCCGAUCUAGCCAGGAAUCUAACGCUUCACUCAGUGCUUCGUUGUACGCUUUGUGUAUGAAUUAGAGGCAAAGGCACCAUUGAAGAGCUUUCACAACAAUAAGGAUUCCUUUUUAGCGCGAUAGUGUUCGGUGUGCCUUUUCUUUAUUCUUUUAAAAUUGAGAAUUUUUUUUUUUUGCAGGUCUGGUAGAAAUAAAAGGAUUUAAAUAGAA